AUUAAUUAAAUAGUAAAAGUAAACACAUUACAAAAUACAAAGUUAUACUGGCAUUUGUUUGUCUUCGUACUUGUGUGUUGACAAAAUUAAAUUAACAAAUUAUUAAACAAUUCUAAAUUCUGUUAAUCUAAUUUAUUAGCAAUGAAGGCUGUUUUGAUUUUUGAUACUGUGAACGAUUUACUUUUUUCAAAAUGGGAUGACGAUUUUUUACUCCGAAUGAAAUCUUUUAAUGGUCAUGAAAAAGAUGUAAACAUCACAGAUAGUCAUCAUGUAUCGCAAUUGCUGUCUCCAAUUAUUACAUCGCAACGUGUAAUGGCAGCACAAUUCAGUAACACAUAUACAUCUAUGCAGUGUAAGGAUAAUACUACAAUUGUGUUUGAUGAGUGGCUAGACCAUGUGUUCAUGAUCAUCAGUGAAGACGAAGUUGACGAUUCACACCAAGAACUACUCGAUUGUAAAACUCUUGUGCAGCAUAUCUGCGGACAGAAUAUAAACCUCUUACACUCAUCUAUAUACCAGGAUUGGUUAUCAGUGCUUCUAGAAAGUCGUGGGAAAGGCGACUCGGUUCCAGGUGCAAGUGGGGUGAUUGGUGAAAGUGGAGCAACAGGAGCAGCUCUCAAUGCUUUGAAAUCGAUUUCAAAAGAUAUAAAAUGUUCUCCGAAUCAACACUACCACCUCAUGUUGUUUGUGGGCGACAAGAUGUUAGCACUGUACUCAAGCCGUGGUUGUGAAGAUCUAAUGCCACCAGAUGUGAUACUCCUGAGUAUCCAGUGCAUAGCAGCUCAGGAAUACUGGCAGGAAUUACGGGAAAACAAUGAUAGUAAUAAUUGUGAAAAUGCUCGUAUACCUUGGCUAUCUGAGGAGAACAGUGCUAUAGUGAAUCUCUGCGCGGGUUCGACUGGAUCUCCUUGCGCUCCGCAUUCUCUACAUCUAGCAGAAAUUGCACCGAGGAUUAUAUUUGCUGUUCUUAUUGAUAUGGAGUUAAGAGACAUUGGUAUUGCAGUGCACAUGUCUAGUCAAAUUUUAUCGAAUUUGCGAAGACUCUUGUUGCAGAGAAACCUAGAAGUUUUACCCAGUACACUUGAUUCAUUGGAAGUUGCAUUAAAAAAGACAACAGAAGCUCUGCGUAAAAAUAAAGCCAAUGCGACACUGUGCGCUCGAGUUACGAGCCGUAUGUUGGAACUGCGCAAGUCUUGCACCACCACCACUCCUCUGACGCCGGAGACGACAGCGACUGCCAUGCACACAGCCCUCGAGGCGGUCGUCGAACAACUCAAGCCGGACAUACCGAGCUUGAAACUGGAACCGCCGUUGAAGGAACUGAAGCACCUCCUUUCCCCCUACGUCGAGUUUCUUCGCGCCAAGGCGAUGCGUUACUUCAGCUUGGUAUCUGGGGAGACGGUGCCGGGCGGUUCGCUCACGCACAAGUACGUGGAGGAGUUCCCGGGUCUCGUGCACUUCGUGUACGUGGACCGCCUCGCCGGGCGCUGCCUGGCGCCGGACAUGGCGGACUGCGUCGACAUGCUCACACCGGAUACGGUGCGGCGCACGGUGCGCGGCGCGGCGCGCGCGCUGCGCGAGGGCUACGGCGCGGCGGCGUGGCGCGCGGGCGCGCUGCACGUGUGCGCGGCGCGCUGGUUCGAGCGGCGCGGCGCCGCGCUGCGCCCCGCCGCCGCGCCGCACCCCGCCGCCGUGCGCGCGCUGCCGCCGCCCGGCGACCUGCGCGCGCUCUUCUACAGACAACUAGUAGAGUUGGCGUUUCCUAACGACAGCCAGGGGGUGAGCGUUAAGGAGCUGAUCUGCAUCCACCUGGGCCUGCUGCCGGCCUCCACGGCCGUGCAGCAAGCGCGCCGCCUGGCGCAUUCCGUGUACGAGCUGACCGGCGAAAACAUGACAUUUGCUACCGAUUUACUUUAAAUUUUAUUUUCUUCCUACUAACACUGAAAAAAAAACGGUUUGAAGACGAACCACGAUUUAUAUAAUGCGAAAUUAUUCAUUAAUAGACAAGUAGGUAUAAAACGGAAGACAAUACAGCCGUUUUUCUCUUAGCUUCAUUGAUCAACUUCUAAAUUUAAAUUAGUGUUUCUAUAAUAACAUUAAAAAAUACCGUAUUUAUUAUAUUUUCAUCGCUAAACUUUUAUCUAGAUCUUGUUACUGGAAUUUUUUUUCAGCAAUGUAACAAAUGUUGGUUUGAUUGAUACGAUUAUCACACGGCUUACUAGAAUCGCCAGAAAUUCAUAUUUUUAUAUAAACAACGUGAAAAUUUCUUUAUUUAUCGGUAAAGUAUUUAUGUAAAUUUCACUCUAACCGCUUUCGAAUGGGAGGCCUCAAAUGUGCUCAGGGGCCUCGGAUCUCCAAGUCCGGGCCUAAACAUCUGUACCAACCAAUCCCCCUUUGGAGCAGCGUGGUAACAUUCCACCUCAAAAGCUUAUUCUUCAAAGGACAGGUAGCCUUUGCCCGGCUGUGGGAAGAUGUGUACUACGAUUUUUUAAGUUUUAAGAAAUAUGUCAUAAAAAUGUGAAUUUUGCAGUACCUAAUGUUUAUUCUAGUCAAUAAAUGUAGUGUAGAACAAUGGACUUCCAUCACAAAAUGUUUGUAUAAUAUAUAAGUAAUAUUUUUAAAUAUGAACCAUUCCAUUAUUUAACG
Molecule: messenger RNA, 2646 nt
Organism: Nymphalis io (European peacock)
Lineage: Eukaryota; Metazoa; Arthropoda; Insecta; Lepidoptera; Nymphalidae
Gene: HPS1
Product: BLOC-3 complex member HPS1
Exons: 11
Coding region: 142-1917 (591 amino acids)
Biological process (GO): vesicle-mediated transport
Cellular component (GO): BLOC-3 complex
Molecular function (GO): guanyl-nucleotide exchange factor activity
Source: RefSeq, a predicted model, not a curated record